Messenger RNA from Seminavis robusta, 1122 nucleotides. Lineage: Eukaryota; Bacillariophyta; Bacillariophyceae; Naviculales; Naviculaceae. The record is from the annotation of a GenBank genome assembly.
AUGGCGGCAUUCUCGACGGGACCAGUUUCGGCUACCCAUGAUACCCCCCAUUAUUACGUUCCUUCACCAAGAAGUCGGUCAUUGGUUCCAUUAUCUUCUUCUUCUCAAGAUUCUUCCUUUGACAUGUCCGAAUUAUCGAGGCGAAUAGAAGGAUUGCAGACGGCCGAAAACGUUUUGGCGAAUGACAGCGAUGGCAUCAUUAGUUUGCCCGUUAUUGCCUUUGAUGCUCUGCUCCCCAAUCAACGCAUGAAGGGACGAACCACCGAUCGGACGUUUGGUCGGUUAUUGGCCGGUCUGGGUCUCGGAGGAUUAUUCUGUAUGGUUAGUGUCAAUCAUGCCCAUCGCAAGGUGCGACGCAAUGGCGUCAUUUGUCGCAUUGAACUCUGCGAUGCUCCUGCCAGUGGAAAUUCAGCCAAUGGUCGAGCCAUGACGGCCGUCGAUUUCCAAUUGGUGGGGUUGCGACGGUGUCGAUUGGUGGGACCACCGACGGGUAUGAAGGCACGCAUUGGACGAUGGAGACGCAUGUAUUGUCCGGAUGGAGAAGGAAGCAAAUUGGGAUUUGGUGACGAACGCUUUGUCGAUGUUUAUGAUCACAUGGCAUCCCAACUAGACGACGACAAUAAACUGGUUGCAGCCGAAGACGCCACGGGACUUCCUUCCAAGAGAUGGACCCAAGUUCCAGUCGAUUGUGAUGUGGAUAAGGGUGAUAAGAUCGCACAAAAUGAAGACCCAGAGAAAGAACAAGUAGUGGAAAGGGCACAUGCCGUUAUCGCCCUAUUGGAUAAAUGGGAAAAACUGGCCUCAGAUGUCAAAACUUACGAAAACACAGAUGUGGUAGCAGGAAGUCGUGUCAUGAAAGGACAACCGGGGUUGCGUGUGGAUCCAGCAGCCUUGUUGAGAGUUGUACGCAAGGAUAUUGGGCCUCGACCCUCACCCGAAGACCCAACAUCGUUGGCCCUUUGGGGAGCCUCACUCAUCAAUCCACUACCAUCGUUAGGGGUGGCACCCGAAAUUCGUGGAAAGCUCUUGGAAUCACCCAGCGCCAUGGACAAACUAGAUGUACUGGAAGCCGGUUUGAAGCGUUCCAUUGGCAAUUUGGAAGGAAAUUUGCCGUUAUUUUGA